Messenger RNA from Misgurnus anguillicaudatus (oriental weatherfish), 4270 nucleotides. Lineage: Eukaryota; Metazoa; Chordata; Actinopteri; Cypriniformes; Cobitidae. The record is from RefSeq and is a predicted model, not a curated record.
UAGUCACAGUGAAACUCCAGUAAGUAGACAGUCAGUUUUACUCACUUUAAACAUCGGAUAAAGUGAUUCUUUUCUCUUUAAUAGAGAUAAUGCCGAGUCUUUUUUAAUAAAUUAGUCAUGACAAAAAAUGUCGACGAGUCCGCUAUAUAGAUAAGAGCUAACAUUACGUUUAAAGUUAAGUUCUAGUUUAAUUUAUUGACUGUAAACGGCUUCAAAAACACUGCAAUAAAUUAAUAGUUAAAGAAGAAGGCUUUCCUCUGUGUACACAUAUCCUUAAAAGUACAAUUCUAGUUGUAUUAUUAAUGUCCCACCCACAAUACUGCUCUUGAGAAAUUUUACGUUGUACCCCUCUACUCUCAGAUACAAUUUACGCCCAUACACGUCCUCGUAUUGAUAAUAUACAACAAUAAAUGCUACAACCACAUAUCCGCCUGGUCAAUAAAGUUUUAUUGUAAAGCACAGCUAUGACAGCUGUAUAAAAACACCGUUUCUCAAACGGAAGGCUGCAUCUUCCGGAGGUCGCAUUUGCAGUCUGCACGCGUCAUUAAACCAGCCUUGAAGCAGAUGUUCAAUAUCAGGCAGGGCCUCUUAUAGCAGUGUAUGUGGAGAACAACAUUGUCACUGUGCUCCUCUGCACAAUCAUAAAACAUUUCUAAUCUGCACUACAUCAUGAGAUUGAUAAUCUGACUGGAGGGCCUCAAUCCACUUCACAUCACUCUUGAUAACUUCACCAAAAGAGUGCUAAGGAUCCACAAAAUUGUCCUAGAUUUGUUUCAUUGGGCACCUACAGUAAUAAUUAACACUGAAUAUUCUGGCUAAGGAUGUGUUCGGAAGUGAAUAAAAUUCUCUGCAGUUGGAACGAACUCAACGUUCACAGGGAGAGACCAUAUUUAAAGAUUUUGUUUACUGGACUGUGCCUUGGAAUUACAGGAUUUCUGGUUUUAUGGACUUAUGUGGGAAGUAAAGAAGAGAAACCUUUAACCAGCUUUUUGUCACAACACUUUGCAAAACUUUACAACUCCAGAAAUUCCUCCACCUCUCCUGCAGAUGUUCAGCUAGAUUUCAAUUCAGAAGACUCAGAGUCAAAUUCAAGUUCAUUUUACUCUGAAUUUGGAAUCAGUUCACAAAGUUACUUCAGUUUACAGCAAACUCUUUACUGGGCUGGACCAGACACAACAAUCACAAAUGUGUCUCUGAGUACAAGUCCAGAUCACUCCACUUUCAUCAUUCAGAACCUGAAAGACAGCUACCAUAUAGGGGAGGAGCUUUUUGUUACUAUCCAUGCCAGAGACUUUAACAAUAAACCUAAACGUUAUGGAGGGGAUUUCUUUCAAGCAAAGCUUUUCUCACAGCCCCAAAAGGCCAGUGUGUUUGGGGAGGUGGUGGAUUUGCUCGACGGCUCCUACUCUGUGCGUUUUCUUCUGCCAUGGGUUGGAGAGGCACAGGUGGCUGUGCGUCUGAUCCACUCCAGUGAAGCCGUGCAGGUCCUCAAGCAUCACAGAGACACAGACUCUGACAGAGUUUUCUUUAAUGGAUAUUUUGAAGGACCGGGACCAAAUGGGACAAGGUUGAAAGAAACAGUGAAGUGUAAUGUGAAGUGGGACGAGAAUGGACUGGAGAGGAUGGGGACUGGAGAUUGCUGUUGUGACUACAAAGAUUCUCGCAGUGGAGAAGAAUGGAGCUGUCAGAGACCCAAAUCACUGCCAUGCAGCGCUCGCGUGUAUCACUCUAUGGGCGGGUAUAACAACCGUGUGACUGUCAAUGAAGCAAUGUUUAUGAGUCAAACUGACAAAGGCAUCAAUGGACAAACAACACCAAUCAAGAUUCUUCCUUCCAAAGGAUCAGUGGGAAUUGAUGUGACACAGAAAUGUCAUCCUGGUUUGCACACACCAGUUCCAGCUGGGUUUUACCUGAAUGAUGUUUGGACAUCCUUUGUGUGUAGCACCCGUCAGUUUACUACCCAAACAACAACACAGUGCCUGAAAGACAAACACAUCUACAUGAUGGGAGACUCUACCAUGAGACAAUGGUUUGAGUUCUUGCUGAAAGCAGUACCAACCUUGAAGCAGAUGAACCUGCAUGUUGAAUAUCAGGCAGGUCCUCUUCUAGCGGUGGAUGUGGAGAACAACAUUGACUUACACUGGAGGGCUCACGGUCUUCCUCUACGCUGUCUGAAAACUGAAGUUUCUAAUCUGCACUACGUCAGUAAUGAGAUUGAUGAUCUGACUGGAGGAUCUCACACAGUUAUUGUUUUUAAUCUGGGACCACACUUCACAACAUAUCCUCUGGAUUUCUUCACCCACAGAGUGUUGAGGAUCCGCAAAGCUGUUCUAGAUUUGUUACAGCGGGCACCAGACACUACCAUCAUAAUCAAGACCGUAAACACCGGCUAUAAGGAUGUGUUUGGCAGUGACUGGUAUUCUCUGCAGUUGGACAGAAUCCUACGGUGGGCUUUUCAGGAUGUUGGUGUUUAUAUUUUGGAUGUUUGGCAAAUGACAGCCUGUCACUACAACAAAGAGGAGAUUCAUCCAGGUCCUGUCAUUAUCAAAAAUGAGAUGGACAUUUCCCUUUCUUUUAUUUGCCCUGAAUGAUUUUGUCAUAUCAAGAGGUAAAAGCAACAGUCAUGCUGGGUUCAGAUUUUCCUUCUGCCCCCCCAAAAUGUCCAGCCAACCAUAAAAAAACGGAGUCUUUCAAAAAACAUCUUCUGUUGGCAAACGCUAGAAUUUACAACUCCCACCCACUUUUGUCUGAUUAGCUUAUUCAAGCCUUGGAGGUCUUUUCAUCAGUAUUUAACUCACAGGAAAAGUUCUACUGUUCUCUAUGACGGUAGCUCAAAAAACCGCAUCUUUAAAAUAUAUAUCAGACACAAUGGAAUUUAGUAAUACAUAAACGUAAUAACACAACACAUAUUAAAAUGAAACUUUUUUUAUAGUAAAACAUGCCCAAAAAAGCCCCUUAUCCUUUCUUAGACUCACCACAUUAUUUAUUCAUUCAAAUACAACAGCCAAUAGCAAGUCUCCAACAGCAUUUAAUCCCAGCCAACAUUGAUAUGUGGGCCCCACGUGGGUCCCAUCUUGACAGCAUGGGUUACAUGUGGGCAUGGGCUUCACAUGGGCAAUAUAUGUGGGUCCCAUGUGGGUUUCCCUAUGUGGGCCCCAUAUAGGUUUGCCCAUGUGGGAUAAUAAUGUGGGGCCUUCAUGGCAUCUAUGUGGGCAAAAUAAUUUUAUGCUUGAAAUACAUCUUUAUACAUUUAAAAUAAUAACUUUUGGUUGAUUGACACUUUUAAACAAAGAGAAAAUAAUAUAACAGAUAUGAUUUAAUCAGUAUAAAAUUUUUAAAUAAAAAUGCACUAUUUUUGACAUUUAAUUGUGAUAUUUAUAAUGUUUACCUGCAUUAGAAUUUUUCAAUUAUUAAUUUUAUUUCAAUUUGCACAGCUGAAAAUUAGUGAAAAUAAGAAAUUUCAGAAAGUUAAUCAGUUUGUUAGUGUGUUAGUUAAAGAAAUGUUUCAAACAUUCUGGAAGGAGCCUGAUUAGUGGAUUGUAAUUUAUUUUCAGAGUUGUGUUUUUAGAAAAUGUAAUACUACGGUACAAGUUCACGAACUGCACAGCGAUGAAACAAAGCAAACGUGCAAGGACAUUUAAUGAGUUUGGCUGUGGAUGCUUUGGAAGUUCUUCAUAAAACUGUUGAGCAAAGAUUAAUUGAUGAUCAGAAUUAAGACCAUCUCCAGAACAGUGAGCAAUAUUUGUGUUGUUUUUGAGUCUGAAUUAUUUUAAGAGUUUGAUUUCUUUCAAUGUUAUUUUAAGUGUUAUGUUAAAUUGUUAGUCAUUUACUGGAUUAGCAGUUUUGAAAUGUUGAUGAUUAUUUUAGCACUGAAAGUGUUAUAAAUUGACAAAGUAUUUUGAUAUAUUGAACCUGUACCGUUUUUUUAUUUGAUUUUUCAUAUUGCACUUCCUUCAUGUUUUGUGAUGUUAUAGAUUAAUGAACUGUUGAAUAUUUAUGCUGGAAACUGAUAUUUACCAAACUGAAAUUAUGUUGCUUUAUCGGUUUAAAAUUUUAAACAAAUAUAUUAUUUAAAGGGGACAGAGAAUAAAUUUUUUUUUUACCUUGUCUUUGUUGAAUAAUGGUAGUCUACCCGCAUUCACGAACAUACAAAAAGUGCUAGACAUGCUAAACAUCUCAGUCUCAUACACUGUAAAAAGUCAUUCUGCAGGCUUGUAGAUUUUAUGAAAUUGAAUAUGUAAACUUUAUUUAAUAAAAUUAAUUUUAUGUA